Caenorhabditis briggsae is the source of this 525-nucleotide messenger RNA. The transcript is spliced from 3 exons. Bases 1 to 525 code for a protein of 174 amino acids. The record is from RefSeq and is a predicted model, not a curated record. Gene Ontology annotation, molecular function: metal ion binding; acid phosphatase activity. NCBI's taxonomy places the organism in Eukaryota, Metazoa, Nematoda, Chromadorea, Rhabditida, Rhabditidae.
AUGAAUCCCUGGAUUCUGUUGGCAUGUUUGUGUAGUGGAGCACAAGGACUGACAGGUCCGGAGCAAGUACACAUCGCCUUUUACACCAGUCCAUGGGAUAUCUCUGUGAGUUGGAUCACUUUUGAACAAGCUGAGCCAUCCCUAUCGUUUGGAACUUCCACUUCAACUAUGCAAGAUGUAUCGGGAACCACAAAUACAUGGGUAUUCGGAGGAAUCACAAGACAUUCACAUUCUGUAAUUUUGAAGGAUCUGAAACCUUCAACACAAUAUUAUUACCAAAUUCAAAACCGAUUAUUCAAUUUCCGAUCGUUACCUGCUAAUCUUAAUUCCUAUAAAGUUUGUGUCUUCGGAGAUCUUGGAGUCUACAACGGCAGAUCUACUCAAAGCAUAAUAAACAACGGAAUCGCUGGAAAGUUUGAUUUCAUUGUUCACAUUGGAGAUUUAGCGUAUGACCUGCACAGUAAUAAUGGAAAACUUGGAGAUCAGUAUAUGAAUACACUGGAACCGGUUAUUUCGAAGGCAUGA